Lycium ferocissimum is the source of this 411-nucleotide messenger RNA. RefSeq names its product probable LRR receptor-like serine/threonine-protein kinase At3g47570. Gene Ontology annotation, biological process: protein phosphorylation. Lineage: Eukaryota; Viridiplantae; Streptophyta; Magnoliopsida; Solanales; Solanaceae. The transcript is spliced from 2 exons. The record is from RefSeq and is a predicted model, not a curated record. Gene Ontology annotation, molecular function: ATP binding; protein kinase activity. Bases 1 to 411 code for a protein of 136 amino acids.
AUGUCCUUGCAAUUAUCAAGAAGAUCAAGCAUGAACUCCUUCGCAAAUGAUGUAACAAGGUUUAUGCAAUGCGAAAGCAAUUUGCUUGGCAAUGGGAGUUUCGAAUAUGUUUAUAAGGGGAUAUUUCAAGGCGGUACCACUUUUGCAGUAAAGGUGUUAAAUUUGCAACAAGUUGCAUCCAAGAGUUUCGAUGCAGAAUGUGAAAUAUUGAGAGACCUUUGCCAUUGGAAUCUUACAAAGGUCAUAACUGGCUGUUCCAGCAAUGAUUUCAAAGCUUUAUUAUUAGAGUACAUGCCAAAUGGGAACCUUAAGAAGUUGCUAUACUCUGACAACCAUGCUUUAGAUAUAAUGCAAAGACUGAAUAUUAUGAUAGAUGUGUCUUACACAUUACAGUAUCUUCAUCAUGGUUAG